CAACGACAGCAAAUAGAAACACAGCUAUAAAACAACAUCUGUUCUUUCAGUCUUUUAACAAUUAGAGCACUUGCCCUUUCUCGCGCACAGUCUUCGUGCUCUCUCUCUUUCUUUGCGUGCUGCUUCUUGUUUUUGUUGAACCACACGCCAUGGCUUCGAUUACCGGAACUUCAAUCUCCAUGACCUCUCUUUCGAGGUCUCUUAGCACCCAGGCACCAAGAAAUGGUAUCUCUAGUUUGAGGAUUUCACUUCCCAUUAGUGGAAGAAGCUUUCCUUCUCUUAGAUUGCAAAAGGGUGCAUCUCGCUUCCGUGUCUCCUGUGCGGCCAAACCAGAGACGCUAAAUAAAGUGUGUGAAAUUGUAAGGAAGCAGUUGGCACUAGCACCUGAAACCGCUGUUAACGGAGAGUCGAAGUUCGUUGCAUUGGGAGCUGAUUCUCUUGACACGGUUGAGAUUGUAAUGGGACUUGAGGAGGAAUUUGGAAUCAGUGUAGAAGAAGAAACGGCACAGAGUAUACUCACUGUUCAAGAUGCAGCUGAUCUGAUUGAGAAGCUUAUCGAGAAGAAAGCUGCUUAAACUAGUUUGGAAGAGUUGAAGGCAUAGUAGUUUUAUAUGAAGUUUAGUUCUAUAUUUUGUUCUUUUUUUUUUUUCCCUAAACCUUUUCUUUUGUCUCCUGCUUUCUAGUCUGGAAAACAAAAUAUAAACACAUGGUUUUGUUUUCAUCUAAGUUAAAUGUUGUAUGCUGUCAAUGUGCUGUUAGUCACCACAUCUCUAAUAUAUCAUAAACUUGGUCUUUUUUGGGAGCAAUGAAAAAACAGCAUAAUUCAGUACA
Molecule: messenger RNA, 831 nt
Organism: Jatropha curcas
Lineage: Eukaryota; Viridiplantae; Streptophyta; Magnoliopsida; Malpighiales; Euphorbiaceae
Product: acyl carrier protein 1, chloroplastic
Biological process (GO): fatty acid biosynthetic process
Molecular function (GO): acyl carrier activity
Source: RefSeq, a predicted model, not a curated record